Molecule: messenger RNA, 668 nt
Organism: Danaus plexippus (monarch butterfly)
Lineage: Eukaryota; Metazoa; Arthropoda; Insecta; Lepidoptera; Nymphalidae
Gene: Chchd3
Exons: 3
Coding region: 81-560 (159 amino acids)
Biological process (GO): inner mitochondrial membrane organization
Cellular component (GO): MICOS complex
Source: RefSeq, a predicted model, not a curated record
GAUUUCAGUUAUCACUGUCAAAAAUGCCUAUUUGAUGUGACUUGCCGAUGUAAUUAUUUCAUUAAAACAUUUUUGUAAACAUGGGUGGUUCGCAAAGCACUAGGAAACUGAGUGUUGAUAAUGAAAAUGCCAUACAAGUUUCUCAAGAAGCGGUAGAUCGGAUACAGGCUCAGAUUAACUCAAAACAAGCUGAACAGCCUCGGCAACCCCAAUUUGUACCGCCACCACCAUACUAUGAUAAUCAGAAACAACAAGAGUUUGCCGCCGAAGAAGCAUAUUGGGCAAGGCGCAUUGAAAAUUUAAAGCGAGCUCAUGAGAAAAUUAACAGCGGCAUGCAUAUAGAGUACCAAAAAACAUUAAAGGAAGCCAAUGAAUUGUUUGAUCUUGUACAUGCAGAUAAAGGUGUUACAAAGCUUGCACCAUGUCAAGAAGAAAAAGCAAAGGUGUUAGACUGCUACAGCUCAAACCCAAACAAAUCAUUGUUGUGUUCCGUGCUAGUGAAUCAAUUCAAUGACUGUGUGUGCAGAAGUAGAAUCACUGCCGUCUCAGCUUCCUCCUGAACUCCGUGCUACGAGCAGAGAUCCGAUAACAUAAUAUUUAUUCAAACUGCCAGUUGGCUCCUCUGUAGAUUUACUAAAUAUUACUUUAUGAAUAAAUUGUCAAUCUAA